UUAACCCCUGCAGGUGUGAAGUCUAUAGACGACUGCCCUGUUCAGCCAAUGAUUCCUCUCUACCUGCUGGUGGGUGGAGUUAUUGGCAGUGUAAAGGUCACGCUGCUCCUGUACGACACCACCCGCAUGAGGUCGCUCAUCUCCAAGUCGGUCGUCAUCGGCGACGACGAUGCCGACGAGUAUCCAUGGAGACAGAACGCAAACAAGUACUACGUGCACAUCAUCCUCAGCCUGUUCCUGUUCGUCUGGUUCCUCCUGGGGAACUACUGGGUGUUCUCUGUGUUCCAGCCUAACUUCAUCACACCCUUCCACCAGCCACAGGACUACUGCAGGAAGUCUCUGUACCUAUUUGCUGUGUUUGUGUUGACGCUCAGCCACACCGUGCUGUUCCUGCUACUCUGCUGUGGGGUCUGUGUACACGUCUGCUCUCAGACCAGCACCAGGGACGACUAUGGGGAUAGUGAUGAAGACUGAGUGACUGACUGGCUGGCUGGAUGACUGACUCAGAGAAGCAUACAGAUGUAGGAUUUUAAUUUGAUCAUCCUGUUGUUGCAGGAAAUACAAGCUUGUAGUGUAUCUGAGGUUUAAAAAGGCUUCUGAAG
Salvelinus namaycush (lake trout) is the source of this 602-nucleotide messenger RNA. RefSeq names its product transmembrane protein 272-like. The transcript has 2 exons. The coding region runs from base 49 to 474 and encodes 141 amino acids. Lineage: Eukaryota; Metazoa; Chordata; Actinopteri; Salmoniformes; Salmonidae. The record is from RefSeq and is a predicted model, not a curated record.